AGAGAGAGAGAGAAGAUGGCAGUUGGGAUUUUGGAGGUGUUGCUGGUGAAUGCAAAAGGCCUUGGAAACACUGAUUUCUUUGAUGGUCUAAUAGGUAAGAUGGAUCCCUACGUUUUGAUUCAAUACAAGACAGAAGAACGCAAAAGCAGCGUCGCCAGAGGGCAGGGAAGUAAUCCGUCGUGGGGCGAGAAGUUCACGUUCAGGGUGGAGUAUCCAGGAGCAGGCGACCAUCAUCAGUUCAAGCUCAACCUCAAGAUCAUGGACAAAGACACCUUCUCCGCCGACGACUACAUCGGGAGCGCGACCAUAUAUUUGGAGGACUUGCUGGCGCUAGGCGUGGAGAACGGGACCGCCGAGCUGAAUCCCUGCAAGUACCGGGUGGUUCGGAUGGACCAGUCCUACUGUGGAGAGAUCCAAGUCGGCCUAACAUUCAAUCUAAGGGAGGAGCCGCAGAUUAAUGAAGAGUACGGAGGAUGGAAGGAAAGCGAGUAUUAGUCAACAGCUUUGUCCCGUGUGUGAUCUUUCCCUUUUCCUUUUUUUUUUUUGUUGCCUCGUUUAUUGUGAACGUGCGGAUCAUGAGCUGUAGCUUUUCAGGACUUGAAAUGGAGACUCUCCUUUUUUUCUUUUUUCCAGUUUUGCCCAGAAUUUUCAGGGUUGUCUUUCUUCACCUUGUUCUUCACGAAGCAAAUUUCAAGGAGAAAACACAUGAGAUGAUUUCCCCGGAAUGACUUACGCGGCGAAU
Messenger RNA from Rhodamnia argentea, 742 nucleotides. Its product is annotated as 16 kDa phloem protein 1. Bases 16 to 495 code for a protein of 159 amino acids. Lineage: Eukaryota; Viridiplantae; Streptophyta; Magnoliopsida; Myrtales; Myrtaceae. The transcript has 5 exons. The record is from RefSeq and is a predicted model, not a curated record.